GGGUGCAGGAUUACAAAUGAGCAGAAAUUUCUGGAAGGGGUGUGCUCCCACUUGUCAUCUUUGUCAUUCAUUCAACAAUAAUAAAGCUCUGUUACGUGUCAAAAUCAAUUCCAAGUCCCAAGAACAAGGAGAAUGCCCUUCAUUUAAGUUAUACUCCAUUCCCUCAGAUCCACGCUAGCUAGGGUAAAAAUGGAUCUUGAUGAGUGGGAGGUCUUGUCAGAUGACGGAUUUCUUCAAAUCCAUGAAGAAGAAGAAGAUGAUGAUGAAUAUGGCGAUGGUGGUGGGGGGGAGAAGUUUAUCUGCAGAAGGCUCGACGGCGUCCCUAACAGUGUAUUGGAGACGGACUACUUCAUCUGUCCUCUUCCGCCGGCUAAUUCAUCCAAUCAGUUCGUCGAAACCACGAACAGAUCCAUCCCGCCUCUUCCAGCUCAGAAGACACGCUGCGAUGAUAACAGAGAUAUGCCGGAGCCUCUUCCAACCGUGGAGAAAGGGGCAGAGGCGGAAAGAGUACUAUCGCAAUAUGUUUCCUUGAAGAAAAUGAAGGAAUUAGUUGAACUCCCGUGGGACAUGGAUUCUCCCACCGUGGACGGCGACAGUUGUUUUUCACCACCGCCGGGACUGGCGGUUGAUGGCGAUGUGGGUGAUCCGGAGAGCGGUGGUGGUGGGCUGAAUAUAUGGAACUGGGGAUUCGGAGCUAUUUUUAGCUUCGGAGUCGCUGCUGCCGCGGUAUGCAUCACUUUGGUCGGAAGCCGGCCGAAUCAGAAACUCCGGUUCCAAACCUAUAGCGAUGAUGAUGAUGAUGAGAAGGUCGAUAUGUAGUAUGUGUGUUCAUAAAAUUGGGAUUCAUUUCGUAAAAUUGAAUUGGAUCGAGUUCUUAUACAUACUCCGUAGUAUUUGAAUUGGAGAAGCAAGAAAGAUGAAUGGAGCCAUUUCUGGAUUUGCCAUCAAAUCACGUUCGGAGGCCGGUCACUGUGAUCGAUGAUCAUUCAUAUCAUCAUUCAUAAUAUUAAUAUGCAUGCAUUAGAUCAGAAUAUAUAUAUAUAUAUAUAUAUAUAUAUAUAUAUAUAUAUAUAUAUAUAUAUUAACUACACCCAGGAUCGAUCUCAAGUCUUUUUUAAAAAAAUACCCCCUAGUAUGUACAUAUGAUAUGAUAAUACUAAUAAUAAUAAUAACAACGUAUAUAUAUAAUUAUUAGUUUUAUUUGUUUUAGAAAAAAAUUAUGUUCGUCGAUCAUCUACGCAUGCUUCUUGGAUGCUAAUUAAGUGGAGACGUGGAGUGAUUGAUACUUGACAGCUACAUGUUCCACGGAUUUACAGAGAAGACUUACUUCAAUCCAAGCGAAUGAUUAUUGUGAAUUUGUGAUGAUACCUCAUAUACUAUAUACUACGCAUUCCUUCAUUUUCCCCCAUCUUCUAAAGUUGUAAAUAUGUAAUAAGUUACGAAAUGAUCAAAUUUAGACUUGUAACCAUUAUUGAUGAAUUUGAUGAUGUUGGGAGCAAACAAGAACCCAUUUG
Messenger RNA from Cuscuta europaea, 1514 nucleotides. The record is from the annotation of a GenBank genome assembly. Lineage: Eukaryota; Viridiplantae; Streptophyta; Magnoliopsida; Solanales; Convolvulaceae.